CACCGCACCUCAGCAGGCGAUAGCAACAUGUUCACCUUCCGUCUUCUUCCUUUUGUAGCUCUGGCGCUUGCAUCCGUGCUGCCCAGAGAGCAGGCCGUUACUUACGAUGGCUACAAGGUCUACCACAUCGACACUGACGGCGACGCGGAUGCAGUCCUGACGGCCUUGUCCGCUCUGCCCUUUGAGCAAUGGAACUUUGAGAAUUCAAAACACCUCGACAUCUCCGUUCCUGGCAGUGAUGUCGCAGCCUUCGAGGCACUCGGCCUCAACUACAGCGUCAUGCACGAGAAUCUCGGUCUAGAUAUCGCCGUCGAGAAGGACUUUGGCGACUACGAGUCCGUCUCCCGAAGACAGUCUGGAUCGCUCCCGGCCACUUCGUGGUUCAACAGCUACCACUCUUACGCCCAGCACGUUCAGUACUGGAAGGACCUGAAUGCUGCGUUCGCAUCGAACUCGCAGGCGUUCGUGGCUGGCAAGUCCUACGAGGGCCGCGAUAUCUUUGGAUUGAAGCUCUUUGGCAAGGCCAGCUCCACGCCCAAGCAGGCCAUCAUCUGGCACGGCACCGUUCAUGCCCGCGAGUGGAUCACCACCAUGACCGUGGAAUACCUCGCCUACACUAUCAUCAACGGCUACAAGACCGGCGACGCCGAAUAUGUUUCCAUCCUCGACAAAUACGAUUUCUACAUCAUGCCGGUCGUCAACCCUGACGGCUUUGUCUACACUCAAACCAAUGAUCGUCUGUGGCGGAAGAACCGCUCUCCGACCAAGGUCCUCAAUCUCCCCACCUGCUACGGCACGGAUGUUAAUCGCAACUGGCCCUACCAGUGGACCGGCGAUCCAAACGGCGCCUCCACCAACCCCUGCGCUCAGACAUACAAGGGCAAGGCCGCUGGCGACUCUCCCGAGAACAAAGCCUUGGUCUCGCAAAUGACCGGCGUCUCAGCGAAACAGCCCAUCGCUCUCUACCUCGACUUCCACUCCUACGGCAACUACCUCCUCUCGCCAUAUGGCUACACCGCCAGUGUCCCAGCCAACUCAGCGAGUCAAGUCAGUCUGGCUCAGAAGGCAGGAGCGGCUAUCAAAGCGGUCUACGGAACGGAGUACACUGUUGGGCCAUCAGGAGCAACACUCUAUCCGACCACGGGCAGCAGUGCGGACUUUGCGACUGAUAUUGCGAAGGCGAAGUAUGCGUAUGCUAUCGAGCUGAGAGACAAGGGCCAGAAUGGAUUUGUGCUGCCGCCGGAUCAGAUUGUGCCGACUGGGCAGGAAGUGCUGGCGGGUGUGAAGGUUCUUCUCAAGGGGCUCUGAUGAGAUACGGGCGCUAUAUGAAUAUAGGUCCUGGGGAAGUGCUUGAACUCAGUUCUAGCCCCUUCCCAUAAGCUCCCACAUUGGCCAAUCUGGACCAGCACGAUAUCCCGGAUCGAAGUGGAGUUGGAAGACAUCAAGAGGAAUGCCGAAAUCAAGCAACCCAAGUGUCUCUAAAA
Molecule: messenger RNA, 1484 nt
Organism: Zymoseptoria tritici IPO323
Lineage: Eukaryota; Fungi; Ascomycota; Dothideomycetes; Mycosphaerellales; Mycosphaerellaceae
Gene: CPA
Product: CPA zinc carboxipeptidase A
Exons: 4
Coding region: 28-1308 (426 amino acids)
Biological process (GO): proteolysis
Molecular function (GO): metallocarboxypeptidase activity; zinc ion binding
Source: RefSeq, a predicted model, not a curated record